Molecule: messenger RNA, 5010 nt
Organism: Melospiza melodia melodia
Lineage: Eukaryota; Metazoa; Chordata; Aves; Passeriformes; Passerellidae
Gene: ITGB8
Product: integrin subunit beta 8
Exons: 14
Coding region: 31-2334 (767 amino acids)
Biological process (GO): integrin-mediated signaling pathway; cell migration; cell adhesion mediated by integrin
Cellular component (GO): cell surface; integrin complex; focal adhesion
Molecular function (GO): integrin binding
Source: RefSeq, a predicted model, not a curated record
AGGGAGCGGGAGCAGUGCCGGCCGCGGCGCAUGAUGUGGGUGCCGCUGCUGGCGUGCCUCACCGCGGGGAUCGUCUCCGUGCCCAGGUGCCAGCGCGGCCCCGGAGCCUUCCUUGGGGCGGCCCGGCUGCUGGCGGCCGUGCCGGGACUCUGCCAGCGCUCAGAAAGCAGAUGUGCCACUUCAAAUGCAGUAACAUGCACAAAGUGUCUUGCUUUGGGUCCAGAGUGUGGAUGGUGUGCUCAAGAGGAUUUCAUGGCUGGCACAACACAGAAGGGACGCUGUGACACUGUUUUCAACUUAAUGAAAAGAGGCUGCCAAUCAGAUUUGGUUGAAAACCCCAUGGUUCAUGUCACAAUACCUAGUGACCAUGAAACAAAUACACAAGUGACACCAGGAAAAGUUUCAGUCCAACUGCGUCCAGGAAGUGAAGCAAACUUUAUGUUAAAAGUUCGUCCUUUAGAGAAAUACCCUGUGGAUCUUUACUAUUUAGUUGAUGUCUCAGCCUCUAUGCACAACAAUAUAGAAAAGUUAAAUUCCGUUGGAUUUGCUUUAUCUAAAAAGAUGGAAAAUAUUUCUCUUGAUUUUCGACUUGGAUUUGGAUCCUAUGUGGAUAAAACUGUGUCACCCUAUAUUAGCAUUCAUCCAGGUAGAAUCCAUAACCAGUGCAGUGAUUACAAUUUAGAUUGUAUGCCUCCUCAUGGUUAUAUUCACGUGCUAUCCCUGACUGACAAUAUAGCAGAAUUCAGAAAUGCAGUGAAUAAACAAAAAAUAUCUGGGAAUAUUGAUACACCUGAAGGAGGUUUUGAUGCGAUGCUCCAAGCAGCUGUGUGCCAGAGCCAUAUUGGAUGGCGUAAAGAAGCAAAGCGACUGCUUCUUGUGAUGACAGAUCAAACUUCCCAUCUGGCCCUUGACAGUAAAUUAGCAGGAAUAGUAAUUCCCCAUGAUGGAAACUGUCAUUUGAAAGAUAAUGUGUACAUCAAAGCUACGAGUAUGGAGCAUCCAUCUCUUGGGCAGCUUUCUGAAAAAUUGAUUGACAAUAACAUCAAUGUUAUUUUUGCUGUUCAAGGAAGCCAGUUUCAUUGGUAUAAAGAUCUGUUACCUCUCUUGCCUGGUACUGUUGCAAGACAAAUAGAAUCCCAAGCAGCAAACCUCAAUGAUUUGGUGGUAGAAGCCUAUCAGAAACUAAUCUCUGAAGUGAAAAUUCAAGUGGAUAACCAGAUCCAAGGUCUUCAUUUCAAUAUCACUGCGAUCUGUCCUGAUGGAAGUAAAAAACCUGGCAUGGAAGGAUGUAAAAAUGUGGGAUAUAAUAAAGAAGUACUUUUCAAUGUAUCAGUUACAAUGAAAGGAUGUCAUACAAGCGGAGGAAGAAAAUAUGUCAUACUUAAGCCUAUUGGUUUCAAUGAAACUGCCAUUGUCAAUGUGCAGCAAAGCUGUGCCUGCCAGUAUGGGGACAGCACAGGGCGCAAAGGAGUGUGGGCUGAUGAAACUUCUGACAGCCAACAGUCCCCAUGCAGUGACAGUGACUGCAGCUCUAACAGAGACAUGCUUCCCUCAGAGAAGUGCAGGCAACACCAGGACCAACCCAUCUGCAGUGGUCAAGGAAAUUGCAUAGAUGGGAAAUGUUUCUGCUACAAAAACAAGCUAGGCAAGGUGUAUGGCAAGUACUGUGAAAUGGAUGAUUUUUCCUGCCCCUAUCACCAAGGAAACUUAUGUUCUGGUAAUGGUGAAUGUGAAGGUGGUAAAUGCAAAUGCUUUGCUGGCUGGGAAGGUGAUCGUUGUGAGUGCUCAUCACAAUCAGCAAAGCACUGCCUGAAUUCAAAGGGCCAAAUUUGCAGUGGAAGAGGAAAAUGUGUAUGUGGAAAGUGUGAGUGCACAGACCCAAGAAGCUUUGGCCGUUUCUGUGAAUAUUGCCCUACUUGUAACAAAGCCUGUGAAGAAAACUGGAACUGUGUUCAGUGCUAUCAUUCUAAUAAUGCAUCUCAAGUCAUACUUGACCAGUGCACAACCUCAUGCACUUACCUACUGCAUUAUAUUGAUAAUACUUCAGAUUGUUUCUCUGGACGGAACUACUUUAGAGUCUUUUCCAUAAUCUUUAUAGUUACCUUUCUGAUCGGGUUGCUUGUUGUCCUUAUCAUCAGGCAAAUAAUUCUGCAGGGGAGUAGCAAUAAAGUUAAAUCUUCAUCUGAUUACAGAGUAUCUACGACAAAGAAGGAUAAGAUGUUUUUGCCUACAGUUUGUACAAGAACAGUAACAUACAGACGUGACAAACCAGAGGAAAUAAAUAUCGACAUCAGCAAGUUGCGAUUAAACGAAACUUUCAAGUGUGAAUUCUGAAGACUGCAAAUGUCUAUUUCCAUGAUGCUCGACUUUUAAGAAAUUACCUUUUGUACUCUGUGGGAGUCUUGACUGUUGCCAUAUGGUUUUGUGUUGUGCAUUUUGUUGAAUACUGUAACAAAUUGACAUGUAAACAUAUUCACAUUAUGUGAUUAUGUUUGGAACUAUAGCUGCUGUAUUUUUUAAAAUUUUUUUUGAAAGAGAAAUGUGCGUUACUACUGUUCAGAAACAUUAGUGUUGAUGUAGCACUUUAGCAUAUUCUAAUUUAUUUAGUUAUGGCCUAGAAUGUAGAUACAAACUGGUCUGACAAAGCACUGAUCUCACUCUACAUGUAGCUGGUACUGAUGUGCUCUGUGGGAAUGGACAAAAGCUGUGACUGGAGUAUUAACAUUGCUGUAUAUUAUAGCAAUAGAUGAAACUAUUAAAAUGCUCUUUAAUAGAGUAAAUGGUACUUUUAUAGUUCUCUCAGUUGACAGAUUCCACUAAUUUGUCUGCUUAUUCCUCUCAUCUUUUCCUCAAAAAAAUGAUGGGAUUGAGUGUUUAGUUGCUGGUAUAGGUGUAUGUUGUGUGUGUAUACAUUCACAUAUGCAUGCAUACACAGAUAAAUUAUAUAUUUAUGGGGGUUUUUGAAUGGAUGAUGUCAUUUAAGGAUAAUUUAUAUCUGAUAAAGAGUAAUUUUAAGCUGUUUUACUUGUUUAAAUAUAAUGCCCCAAUUUUAUACAAAACAUAAGGUGUUUGGAAACUGAGUGGCUACAGAAAAUGAGAGUUCCUUUACCCAACAGCAUGGUCUACAUGAUGAUCACUGCCAGCAGACUACACCUUUAGAGUCAACAGCAUCAAAUCCAUUGCAAAUAGAUAAAUUACACCAGAGCUGUGUUUGGUUUGCUAGCUACAUGUCAGUGUUUUGCCAAAUAAGGACUUGGAUCUUUUUAUAUGAUGUCAGGCAUAAGUCUGAUUUUACAUGUGCUCUUUUUCUCUAUGUAAAUUAGUUGAUGAGAUUAGGUUUUCUAAGAUUUUUGUAACUACUUCACUUUUUUGUGACUGUGCAUUGAGAAGUGUGUCCAGUGUGUGAUGGAGAAAAGAACCUGCAAACUAGAAGAAAGUGAGGAAAAUAACAGUAUUUUUCUCAAAACACAAUAAUUGACUUUAUAAAUAUGGAUCGGAUUCUGCAUUCCAGAAAUGUGCAAAACUCUUCCAAACAUGGCGGAACCAAUAUAAUCUUAUCUAAGAGCAGAAUGGGAACUAAAAAGUCAAGCAGAAGCAUCUUUUUUUAUCCCUGAAACCAGCUAGAGUGGUAGAACAUGUUAUUGUUAUAUGCUUGCUGGAAGUGUCAGUCUGAUUUACUAACUGUAUGCUGCUGAAACCCUAUGAAAAUCUGAUCAACCUCUAAUGCACUAAAACCUUGCUGGUUUUAAAAAGAAAAAUCAUCUCAGAAGACAGUCUAUAAUUUCACUAACAUUUAUUACUAAUACUAAAUACUGUUACUAUUUGACAUAGAUAAGAGUUACAGAAACAAAGCAGGACUUCCUUAUGUGCAGUCUUUAGAAAUUACUUGUAUUUCCUAUUCUGUAUUUCUUCUGUAAAUUCCCACUGAAACUUGAGCACUGUGAGGAUUGAAAGGAAGGCAGGGUGUAGAAAAAUGAUGAGUGUUUUAUGAGUGUUAAGUUUCUUGGGUAACAGAUCAAGCAGGAUUGAGAAAAAUAAUACACAGACAAUGGACCUUUCAUUAGUCAUAAAAGCUUAGGAAUUUUUUUUUUUGAAUGCGUAAAUUGGACUAUUAAAUGUUUUUAAAGCAGUCUCUGAAGUAGGUCCUGAGCUUUCUACCACACAGGUAAAAUUAUCUUGUUAAAAUAUUUAACAAAAAGAGUAUUUCUUUACACUGACCCUGACUUUAGUGUUAGCUUAAUUGUAGAAGCUUAGUCAUAGAUUAAUUCUGUAGUCUAAUACUACACCUUAAACUCUCAUUUUCUUUUAAAGUGUAUAGGACUGUUCUCCUCCUGUGUAAAUUAAAAGAUUUCAAACAACUGGUUUUGGUGGGAUAAAGAUAAAAUAUUUAUAAAGGUUGACCUGCUUUUAUCCUUGUCACAAUUCAUGGCAAUUUGUGAGUGGGACACAAUCUCUUGUUGCUAUUUAACUUAAAUUUUAAAAAUGCUUAGUGAAGUAUAUGUAAGUAUAUAAAAAAAGAGGUUAAUUAUAUUCUUUAAACAGUGUGAUAAACCCUUUAAAAAAAAGAUUCCUCAGAAUCUAUUUUCACCCCAUAAUGGCCUUUAAAGCAUGUACUAAAGCAUUUAUUGAACUGAUAAAUGUAUUUUUUUCAUUAGAAAUUACUUUUCACUGUUAGAGGGAGUUCAGUUUUGUGGGUAAGGGAUAAUGGAAGUGGAUUCUUGGUGGAAGAGACUUGAGCUGUAAUACCUAUCUUCCAGACACAUCACAUCGUGCUGCUACCGCUUUUCUUCUGUAGCACUUGGCAUUGGACUGCUGCCUGUGAAGGGGCAUGGCCAGUAUUUCCUUAUCAGACACCUGCCUGAAUGUUUAAAAUACUCUGGUCAAAAACAGCAGGCUCACAGGACAAAUUGCACUGUAAGCCGCUUGCUGUCCUGAGAUUAAAAAAAAUGUAUAUAUAUUAACAAAAAAAAAAAAAAAAAAAAAAAAAAAAAAAAAAAAAAGAGAGAAAAA